AUGGCCGAGUCUGAGCAGGACACAUUUACCGUGGACGAAGAUCUCGUACAAAGCCCAACGCUCUCGACCCCUUCAACAAGUGCGCAUGACUUCGAUGGACUGAUCGAGACAAAGUUGAUACUCCACCAAGACCUGAAAAGUGGAAAUGGUGGUAGAGUGUGGCAGGCUGGAGAGAUACUCACAAAGUGGCUCCUACGUACAAAACGCGAGACGCUCCGUAAGGCUUCUAUCGUAGAGUUGGGCUCCGGGGUGGGAUUCUGUGGGCUGGCCAUAGCCGUGGGGUGCCAACCCGAAAACGCCAUUUACAUCACCGAUCAACAAACAAUGAUUCCUCUGAUGCAGCGCAACAUAGAUCUCAACAACCUGGGAGACAAGGUGAAAGCUUGCGUUUACAACUGGGGCGAGCAACCCGAUAGCGAGCUCCCUUCGCCGCCGGACGUAGUCCUUGCUGCGGAUUGUGUAUAUUUUGAGCCGGCGUUCCCUCUCCUGCAACAGACACUGCGAGAUUUGAUUGGCCCAUCGACAGUGUGCUACUUCUGUUUCAAGCGGCGGAGAAGAGCCGAUAUGCACUUUCUCAAGGCCAUCAAGAAGCAGUUCCAAGUGGAGGAUGUGAAAGACGACCCAGAUCAGCCGAGUUACGCUCGCGAAAACAUCUACUUGUUCACAAUCCGGCGUAAGCCUGAACGCUGA
Ramularia collo-cygni is the source of this 690-nucleotide messenger RNA. RefSeq names its product related to putative N2,N2-dimethylguanosine tRNA methyltransferase. The coding region runs from base 1 to 690 and encodes 229 amino acids. The record is from RefSeq and is a predicted model, not a curated record. The transcript is spliced from 4 exons. Lineage: Eukaryota; Fungi; Ascomycota; Dothideomycetes; Mycosphaerellales; Mycosphaerellaceae.